AUGGAGCUCCUCCACCUGCGCACCCAGGCAGCGCGGGCACCCAGGGACAGCCCCGCGGCCGGCAGGAGCCCCGGGCGGCCGCAGACUCCCCUGGCCCCAGAAGAGGACACCCGGGCCUGGCUGCCGCCCGGGGCCCCAAGAGAGGCGACCCCGGGCCGAGGGCGCUCUGCUGCCCCGACCGCGCUCCACGGGCGCCUGUCGCCGCUGCUGCCCUUCGGCCUGUGCGCGCCGGUGAGGCCGCUCGGGGAGCCGGGACGGCGGCGUCAGCGGCGUCUGCCAGGGCUUCCCCGCGUCUCCCUGCUGCGCACCGACUGGCCGCCCACGGUGCACACGCCGGCCUGCGAGCCCCUCAGCCUCGCGGCCACCUGGCUGCUGGGCGCCGGGGGCCUGCGGCUCACCGCCUCGCUGGGCUCCGGCCCCGACUGCCGGGGCGGCCGGGUCAAGUGCGGCAGCGUGUGGCAGCGUCUGAUCUGGGUCAUCACGCGAGGCCAGUGCCUCUGCCCCGGGGCCCAGGUGUUCGUCCUGGGCCUGGCCUCCCGCAUCGCCUCAGUGGGGUUUGGGCCCAAAGAAGCGUCCGCAGCUUGUGCCGCCGCCCUGCUGGGCAAUCAGCUUGGCACUGCAGUUGGCUUUUUGCUAACACCCGUUUUAGUGCCCAACACACACAAUGACACAAGCAUCCUGGCUUGUAAUGUCAGCACCGUGUGUUACGGAACAUCAGCAGUUGCCACACUUUUAUUUAUUUUGACAGUAAUUGCUUUCAAAGAAAAACCUCAGGAUCCACCAAGUCAGGUUCAAGCAGUUCUUCGAGACAGUUCCCCUGAAGAGUACUCCUGUAAGAAAUCAAUCAGAAACCUGUUUAAAAACACUCCUUUUGUCCUUCUGUUGACUAGUUAUGGUAUUAAGACUGGAUCAUUUUUUUCAUUCUCAACAUUAUUAAGCCAAAUAAUAUUGACAUAUUGGGGGGAAGAAGUGAACGCGGGAAGGGUUGGGCUACCCCUGGGUGGCUCUAUUCUUUGUGGCUUGUGGCUAGAUCGUACCAAAACAUACCAACAGACUACUCUGAUAGUUUCCAUUUUGUCAUUUAUGGGAAGGGUUAUGUUUACUUUAACAUUGGACCUCGCAUACAUCAUCACCGUGUUUGUGACUGGAGGGGUCCUUGUUUUCAUGACCGGUCACCUCCCUUUGGGUUUUGAAUCUGCCGUUGAGCUCACUUGCCCUGGAUCGGAAGGCGCUCCGUCUGCUCUUCUCAGUGCUGCUGCGCAGAUGUCUGGAAUCCUGUUCACACUGGCUCAAGGAAAGCCCACGUCAGACUACGGUCCCAGAGCGGGGGACAUUUUCCUCUGUGCCUGGAUGUUUAGAGACAUCAUUUUAACAGCAUUAAUCAAGCCUGAUCCGAGAAGACAUAACAUAAAUAUAGGAAUUACUAAUGUCGAUAUUAAAGCUGUGCCAGUUGACAGUCCCACAGAUCAAGAAUCAAAAGAUGUUAUGUUGUCCAAGCAGUCGGAAUCAGCAAUUUGA
Molecule: messenger RNA, 1518 nt
Organism: Lemur catta (Ring-tailed lemur)
Lineage: Eukaryota; Metazoa; Chordata; Mammalia; Primates; Lemuridae
Product: feline leukemia virus subgroup C receptor-related protein 1-like
Biological process (GO): heme export; mitochondrial transport; erythrocyte differentiation
Cellular component (GO): membrane; mitochondrion
Molecular function (GO): heme binding; heme transmembrane transporter activity
Source: RefSeq, a predicted model, not a curated record